Molecule: messenger RNA, 717 nt
Organism: Podospora bellae-mahoneyi
Lineage: Eukaryota; Fungi; Ascomycota; Sordariomycetes; Sordariales; Podosporaceae
Exons: 2
Coding region: 1-717 (238 amino acids)
Source: RefSeq, a predicted model, not a curated record
AUGGCCACCUUUCAUAACCCUAAUGUAGUACCCGACAACAGCCUCCUGAGCCAGAUAUUUGGCAAAAACGUGCUUUUAAGGCUGACCACCGUACGCCAGGACGGGGAUCGCUGCGUCUUCAAAGCCUUAAAUUCAUGCUUUGUGCGCCUCCGCGCUCUGGACAAGCCGGCACCCUCGUUUUACACGGUUGCUGCUAUGCAAAAAAUAGCCGCAUCUUGCAUCAAACACCUUGUUCCAGCAACCAUCAAAAUCGGUGAGGCAACCAAUGACCAAGCAAGAAAGUUCCAGUUUUGGGUCAUGGAACUUGGCAAAGGAAUUGCCCUGGACAACAUCUGGGAAAAGAUGGACCAUGAGAAUCGGAAGUCUGUGGUCAAGAACCUGGUCGAGGUGCUCUUUUCACUUCAAUCUUUGAAGAUCUCAGACUACAAAGUCCAGAACACCCUCCAGAAAUCACUCGGCGAGCACAGAAAGGAAGAACUUACGGAGGCUGCCAAGGCUUACUUCGGGGGCUCAUUGUCGGGAUUCCUGGAAACAGAGGCCUUUUUCAUGGCCUUUCUCUUGCGAGUGUUCGACUUUGACCAGCCAUUCAAGAACAUCUUCGUAAACCGAUUUAACAGCAUGAAGCCUAUGUCUGAUCCGGCCGGCAUUGUGUUGGAAUGUACGGCAAAACAUGUGGACUCGAUCAGAAUCAACGAUGAUGAUAUACGGAAGUUGUAA